Uloborus diversus is the source of this 1133-nucleotide messenger RNA. RefSeq lists its product as uncharacterized. Lineage: Eukaryota; Metazoa; Arthropoda; Arachnida; Araneae; Uloboridae. Gene Ontology annotation, molecular function: structural constituent of chitin-based larval cuticle. Gene Ontology annotation, cellular component: chitin-based extracellular matrix. The record is from RefSeq and is a predicted model, not a curated record.
UCGUAGCUGGUGUGGCGAGUGUAAAAUAACAGCGUCUGGUUCGAAAAGGGGCUGUGGGUAGGGUGUUCUGGGACUGGCAUUUCCUAGAAUGGCUGCAGGCAGACGUAUAUAUAAAAGCAGGGACGAUAUUUCGCAUUUUUUGCAAUUAGGAGAGUGAAAGUGGUCAUGAUGAAACUGAUUAUCUUUUCGUUUCUUCUUGCUGGUGCAUUGGCUGCUCCUGCAUCCCAGUCUAUGACUUUCAAUGACGAUGGGUCUUACCGAUUUUAUUAUGAGACCGGUAAAGAUGGUGGAAGUCACAGCAGAGAAGAGUUUCGCAACCCCGAUGGAGUUGUUGUUGGCAAAUUCUCUUACGAAGACCCAAAUGGUGAGCUGAGAGAAGUCAACUACCGUGCGGACGAAUCCGGAUACAUAGCUGAAGGAGACGUGAGUGUUCCAGACGUUCCUAAAGGCAAAUUCCCAGCAGAUGUUCCAGAGGAAGUGCAGUCAGAUUCUUCUCAGGAAAUAUCCGCUCCCCAAAUCGUUCACACUGAAGAAGUACCUGUUGUAGACUACCAACCUGAAGCAGCACCCAAUGAGAUCUCUAGUGUCGAAGAAGCACCAUCUUCCAGCGAAGAAGAUGAAGGCAAAGAUGACAUGAACGAUCUCGCUCUAGAAGAAUCGACAGCGAAUGAUCCACCAGAGGCUUUUCCGGAAGGAUUCUUCCUGCAGCACUUUCAGGGACUCAGACGAUUGCCUGAGCCAACAACAGAGGCAAAGGAAGUUUCAACGGAACCACCAGCUAAGGAAGACAUCGAAGAGUCUAGUUCUGAAAUCAGCAACGAGCAGCCAGAACCUUCAAAUGGCGAAGAUACGAGUAAGAGUGGUGUGAGCAUGUUUUCUCCAUUGAGACCAUUUCCGCAUUUUUCGGCCGCAGAAUGGGUUGCUGCAUUGCAUCAUCAACCUGUGUACGUAUAUUCUUACCAGCAGCCCGACUCUUAUGGGUACCAUUACUUCUUCUAACACCGUCACGAAAGUCUUCAUUCCAAGAACUCUGUGGAUAUACUUUUACUGUAUCUGUUGAAAUGGUUUUCCUGAUUAAGGACUCAUCAAAAUUUGUAUUACCAGUGAAUGAUACUUUUUGGUUGUUUGGUUGA